AUGCAACUAGAAGGGAUGCAUGAUAUUAUCAUGCAAGUAGUAUCAGACGAAAACUGGCCAAUCAUAGCCUUAGGACAUUCAGUAGAACCGAAAGAAGCCAAAGUUUGGGUCUCAAGGAAAGUAAAUGUAAAGUUAAAAGAAAAAUUUGACUCUGAUCUUUCCAUAAUUCUUUGCAGAAAUAGUCAACAAGAGGGCGACAGUACAUUGCAAUUUCAUGAAUGCCCUAAUCAUAUACUAUCAAAGUCCAAGGAGUUUGCAAACAAUCUUGGAUUUCCUUACCAAGGUUUCACGCGAGAACUCUCAUUAGAUACUGCUGUCAACAAUGAAUUGUGCCAACUUGUUAAUGGCAGAAAAGUAACAAAGAGCGCUAAUGUACCAUCAGAUCUUGUACAGUCCUGGAAUAUCUAUAGAGCCUUGAUUACAAAUGCCAUAUACAACCAAAGUCUACAAAGCGGGGCCAGCCAAUGUCUGUCCGAAGCUUUCACUGAACCUGCAGGCUGUUAUACCAACCCAAUCUGUGCAUCGACUUUACAAGAGCUUCAAGAAUCAUUAGUUACAAACAUCCGCCAGUUGUUGAAAAGCCACCUCCCAGACAAAGUGACUUUCGCUACUCUAUCAGCACACCCUGAGAAGCAUAUCUCUGCAUUUUCGCAAAUCUUGUUCGAGUAUGAGCUAAAACAUACAAACCAUAAUCCCUUCGUUCUAUUAGUGCAAAUGCACUAUCCUGCUUUUUGUCCCGACCACUACCAAGAGGAUGCAAUAACCAAAUGGCAACAAUCAAAUCAUGUUUGGAAAUUUAAUAAGAUCAAAUGGAUUUUUCCAUUGAUUGCCUAUUCUACAAGAGGAACCCAACUCCCAUCGAAGGCCGACAAGACCAUGCAGCUCAAGUUGGGCAGAAAAAGCAAAAUGGAAUUGAAGCCAUUGAAAGUCAUAUACCAUCCCACAAGACAAUCUCCCAUGCAACAUAUGUUGACCGCGUACAGUAUAUUUUCGCUCACCUGGACAUGUUAUAUGAUAUUUAUGGCAUUAGCACUGCCAAAUAUCAGUUUCUUUGAUAUCAAAGGUCCCAGAAAGCUUCCGAGCAAAUGGUGA
Molecule: messenger RNA, 1092 nt
Organism: Phycomyces blakesleeanus NRRL 1555(-)
Lineage: Eukaryota; Fungi; Mucoromycota; Mucoromycetes; Mucorales; Phycomycetaceae
Exons: 7
Coding region: 1-1092 (363 amino acids)
Source: RefSeq, a predicted model, not a curated record